This is a messenger RNA of Aspergillus terreus NIH2624, 1785 nucleotides long. RefSeq lists its product as uncharacterized. Bases 1 to 1785 code for a protein of 594 amino acids. The transcript is spliced from 3 exons. NCBI's taxonomy places the organism in Eukaryota, Fungi, Ascomycota, Eurotiomycetes, Eurotiales, Aspergillaceae. The record is from RefSeq and is a predicted model, not a curated record.
AUGGACAAGCAACCGGAAGCACCCAAGAAGAGCGCUUCUUGGACCAGGGUAGCCAUCUUUACAUCUCUUUACGCCUUGCUGCUGGAGUCCGUCAUCGAGUGGGCUCUGGUCCUGUAUCUGUACUGGGACCGCCAUGUCGACCAUAAGAUGGCCCCAAGUUUGAUACUGGUCUUUGUUGCGGCCUCCUUCACGGUACCACUGGUGGCUCUCCAUAGCCUGCUUGCAUGGCAAUAUAACCGAGUCCCGGGGUUUAGACGCCAGAAACAAGUUCUGCGUGUCACCUCCACCUACCUCCUGCGAUUGACCAUCAUUGUUUGGUUGGCUGCUAGUGUAGCGGGCUUGAUUGUUGUCACUCAGCAAGUCUCCUGUCUCGCAGAUACGACGGAUGGGGAGUUCUGGAAGACCGGUGUCAGUUGUGCCCUUCAUCGGGCCGCUAUUAUUGUUUCGGUUCUGUCCUUUAUGACGGUGUGCCUUUACUUCUGUUCAAGAGAGCUAUGCGAUCGUCCAUAUGAUAUGUCCCUUCUAGGGGUGUACAAGCAGACCGUGAUAACUCGCGACGACACUCUUGUCUCGCACUCCAGUUCGGAAACCGAUCAUUCUUAUAAAAACGAAAUGGGAUAUCUCUGUCGAACGCCAGACACCUACGGGAGCAGGGGCCUGUAUCCGUCGUCUAGUGACAACUCCAUCGACAAACCCCAUGUUCCAAACCUUCAACAUCCCGCCCCAAUACGUCCAACGCCGCAGCUGAACAUCGGCGGAGAUCAUCAAUCCGAACACGCUGAGAUCGUAUCAGGCUCAACGGUGUCUCCUAUAGGAACGCUUCGCGAUGGCAGUACGAGUGACAGUGUCUCUCGCACCCCAACCACGGCUACCUCACGAACGGGCGUCGAUUCCAAUGCGCAGCCACCCGUCCCCGAACUUCCAGCCGGGCUCGUCGCCGCUGGCUCCGGACAUACAAGACAUAAAUCCUCGGCUUCAAUGUCAUCUCUCCGCAAAUAUCUCCCCAAGCUGUUCGCACUGUCGCUCCCGCUGUCCUCAGAUCCUCAAAUUCGGGCUCUUGCCGACCCAAACGCCCCUCGUGAUGUCGAGAAGCAGCCGGUGAACGAGGUCCAGCACAGGCCGGCGGUCUCUGAUGAGAAGCAGCUCGCACCUCCGCCUAUCGAAGGACCCGAUCACCCGCCGAUCAUGUCGCCUACUGUCAUCAACAUGCGACCAUCGGAAUCUCGUCCUGCGCCGCGGUCCAUGACCAUGGCCUCUGCCAACGCCCCAGAGGUAGUCGAACCCCCGCCCAGUGUCCACAAGACAUGGACCACCGCGACAGUGCGGCGGACUCCCGCCGGCCCGCCGCCGGUCUACAGAGCCAUGCCACCGAACCCAUUAGCAUGGCACCCCGUCAAUCCCACCGCGCCCAUCCGCCAAGGAUCCGCCACGGAGCUCGGGAGUCCCGCGCCUCGCACCGCCCGACGUAACGCCCGACGCCAAAGCCAGGUGUAUCAUUUUGAGCCGUCCCAAGUCCCUCGGUACACCCGUAGCCACUACCACCCGCCCAACCGCUACGGCAGCUACGGUCGAUCCCCACGCCGCAUGUCUUCGUUCUCGAAUCGAAACGACAUUGAAAUCCUGUACCCCAGCACCCGACGCCCUCGCAGCACCACGUGUGGGGGCAUCAGCUCGUUGGACUCUAUCCGGGAGUCCGGGGCGUCGGUGGAUGAGUCGCCCGGGAGUGAUCUUGCCGAUGAGAAUACGUACCGAGGGACUACGCGGACCAGCGUGCAUGGGUACUAG